Messenger RNA from Cuculus canorus (common cuckoo), 6011 nucleotides. RefSeq names its product myogenesis-regulating glycosidase. The transcript is spliced from 2 exons. Bases 651 to 2687 code for a protein of 678 amino acids. The record is from RefSeq and is a predicted model, not a curated record. Gene Ontology annotation, biological process: skeletal muscle fiber development; carbohydrate metabolic process. Gene Ontology annotation, molecular function: hydrolase activity, hydrolyzing O-glycosyl compounds. Lineage: Eukaryota; Metazoa; Chordata; Aves; Cuculiformes; Cuculidae.
AGAUCACCAGCCUUGGGGUAGAAAAGAUAAGAAACAACCCUGGCUUAGUUUUCAUUUUGCUCUCUAAUUGUGGAAAGCUUGCGAAAGCAGGAGCUGAGCCUUUGCUGGCCCUUCCUGCUCACCUGGCAGGGAGGUGAGAUGCCAGCUGAAUCCCGCAACUCCGGGAGCCGAAGAAAAGCGUGCGACCUUCACACUGCCGCGAUGGCUGCAGCAGCUGCCUCUUGGCCGAGUGCCACUGCCUCGGCACACCCCGGCCGGAGGGUUGGCUGCUCACGCAUCCGUCACGGUGCCUGAGAAAACACGCCGGUGACGUGCUAGGUCCCCUCCUCCUGCCCUCGAACACAUGCUGUUCGGGGCGCAGCCGGCUCAUAGCCCCAAAACACCCCUACAUGAUGGAGAGGACGGAGACGCCGGGGAGGUGGAGAUGUAGCAGCACUUGGUUUUUACGUGCUUAAAAAGCUAUUUGUGGCAGAGCCGGACAGCAGACAGGGAUCUUGCGGAGGCGAUGGAUGGAGACAUGUGCUCCAGGAUUUGGUGGAGGUUGGAACUCUCUUAACAGUCCGUUGUCUUCUCUUGAGAGCCCCAGGGUUGCUGCAAAGCAAUUUUGUUUCCUACUCCUCUGCAGAAAGCUCUAGAGGAAACACAGCACAAUGUACACCUUCCUGCCUGAGAACUUCACGCCAGUGAAGCAGAAGCCCUCCAAGGAGCUGAGACCCAUGCUCGGGGCCAUCUUGCUGGGUCUCAUCCUGUUCAUUGCUGCGAUCGUGGCCUGGUGCUACUAUACAGUGUCGCUGAGGAAGGCAGAGCGGCUCAAGACAGAGCUGAUGGACCUGCGGGCAGAUGGCUUCGUCAUCAGGAACCAGAAUGGAGAAGUGGUCUUCCGUCUGGCCUUCCGCUCAGGCAGCCUCGACCUGGAGUCGUGCUCCAAGGAGGGUGAGAUUUUGAGCUGCACGCGGUCGGGCAGAGGGCCACUCAACUUCUUCAUCCAGACGGUGAAGCCCAAGGACACGGUGAUGUGUUACCGCGUGCGCUGGGAGGAGCUGGCGCCCGGCCCGGCGGUGGAGCACACCAUGUUCUGGGAGGAUGCCCACUGGUACGGGGGCUCAGAGAUGAGCGUCCAGCACUGGCCCAUCCGCCUGGCCGGCUACCAGGAGCCUGUGCCCUACGUGACGAGCGACGUCUACUCCUUUCGCGACAGCUUUGGUGGCAUCCUUGAGCGCUACUGGCUCUCCUCCAAGGCAGCAGCCAUCAAGAUCAACGACUCCGUGCCCUUCCACCUGGGAUACAACGCCACUGAGCGCACCCUCUUCUUCCAGGCUCGCUACAAGGAUUCUCCCUACAAGCCCCCACCGGGGCAGCAGCCCUUCCCCGAGCUCAGCUACCGCGUCUGCGUGGGCUCUGACGUCACAUCCAUCCACAAGUACAUGGUGCGCCGGUACUUCAACAAGCCCUCCAAGAUCCCUGCUGAGAAUGCCUUCCGAUACCCCAUCUGGUCCACCUGGGCCCUGUACAAGAAUGACAUCGAUCAGGAUAAACUCUUGAGGUUUGCUGAAAAGAUCAAGAAGUACCGUUUCAACUGCAGCCACAUUGAAAUCGAUGACAUGUAUACUCAAGCCUAUGGGGACUUUGACUUUGACCCCAUCAAGUUCCCCAAUGUGACAGAGAUGUUUGCAAAACUGAGGGAGGAUGGGUUCAAGGUCACCCUGUGGACUCACCCUUUCAUAAACUAUAAUUCUUCCAAUUUUGGGGUGGGUAUUGAGCGUCAGCUGUUCAUCAAGGAGCCAUCAGGGAGGCUGCCAGCUAUGGUGGAAUGGUGGAAUGGCAUCGGAGCCAUCCUGGACUUCACCAACCCAGCAGCCCGGGACUGGUUCCAGAGCCACCUGCGCCAGCUCCGACACAAGUAUGGCAUCUCAUCCUUCAAGUUUGAUGCAGGUGAGACCAGCUACCUACCCAAGCAGUUCAGCACCUUCCGCCCACUCUCCGACCCCAGCAUCUGGUCACGGCGCUACACAGAGAUGGCCAUCCCCUUCUAUGAGCUGGCUGAGGUGCGAGUGGGCUACCAGUCGCAGAACAUCUCCUGCUUCUUCCGUAUCAUUGACCGUGACUCUGUCUGGGGCUAUGAGCUCGGCCUCAAGUCCCUCAUCCCCACAGUGCUCACCAUCAGCAUGCUGGGCUACCCCUUCAUAUCCGCUGACAUGAUUGGGGGAAAUUUUUUCCCGAACAAGACAGACGGGGCAGUGGAGAUCCCUGACCGUGAGCUGUAUGUGCGGUGGCUGGAGCUGUCGGCCUUCAUGCCCUCCAUGCAGUUCUCCAUCCCCCCCUGGCUCUAUGACAAGGAGGUGGUGGAGAUUGCACAGAAGUUCACAGAGCUUCAUGAGUCGCUGGUGGCCCCGCUGUUGCUGGAGUUGGCCGGGGAGGUCACGGACACAGGCGACCCCAUCAUCCGUCCCAUCUGGUGGAUCUCUCCCAGUGAUGAGGCCGCUCACAAGAUCGACUCCCAGUUCCUCAUUGGUGAUACCCUCAUGGUGGCCCCCGUCCUUGAGAUGGGCAAGCAGGAGCGUGACGUCUACCUGCCAGCGGGCAAGUGGCGCAGCUACAAGGGGGAGUUGUUUGAGAAGACCCCAGUGCUGCUCACGGACUAUCCUGUCGACUUGGAUGAAGUCGCCUAUUUCCUCUGGGUUUCCUAACAGGCUCCUCCAUCAGCUUUGGGAUACCCAUGCCUUACCUGUGACUUUGUAACAAAUAAUAAUUCUAAUUGCACAUUUCAUUUGAAACUGGGGAUAAGGAAGGGGAUUAAAUAGACUUCACUGUCUUUGGGGUAAUUUUUUUUUUGUUUGGAGUGAUCUUUUUGUUUUUAAUUUGGGCAGGUGGGAGACUGUUGGUUGCGUUACAGUAGGCAGAUUUUUCUCUAUGUAUGUCAGGAAGGGGUUGUCAGUCUGUCUGUGCCCAUGUGGUUAACCCAGUACUUUCUGGGUUCCCAAGUAUUUCAGCAUGUGGAGGUUGUUUAAGUGCCAGUGGGAGUGUGUCUGGUCUUGUGGCAACACCCAGCGCUGGGCAUGGGGGCGUGUGAUGUGGGAGGGUUGCUACAGCACAGCCUGCCUUAAGUUUUAUAAUAUGGCAAAUAUAUUUAAAAAUACUUUUUUUAGAGCAGCAAAAAAGAGAGAAAUAUAUAUAUAUGUAUACAUCACAUAUUUUUCCCUCCCGCUUUAGUCUAGUGUGACACUGGACCAACAUUUGCCCUAUGUUUCCACUUUCCUGGGUACCAGGAAAGCCAGGUUUCUCAAGUGACGUCCAAUCAUUUUAACUGUAUGGGCUGUGUUGCUUGCUGGUGCAGCUGCAUCCCAUCUCCUUGUCCGUUUAAUACCCUAUGCAAAGCACUUGCCUGUAUGUUUUGCCUUGGGUGUCAACAUUGCCUUUCCUGGAGCAUUGCCAUCUGUACCAGCAUGUCCCAUUAGUCUUUUUAAAGCAUUUAUGGCCCUGCUUCACUAUAUGAUUAUCCUACCAAUAUUAUCCCUUUCAGUUCUUAAGGACAGAUGAGCUUUCAGGUUUGUUGCUGGCAGAAGGUCUGCCUGGAGCAACGGUGUCCUCAAAAAGCAUUGGUAGCGCUUCCCCAAGAAUAGCUGGUUCCUGCAAGUGGCACAUGUCUUGGAUUGAUUGAUUUUUCAACCCAGCUUGCCCGUGGGUUGAAAACACCGGCUUUUGCACUCCUGGGUCUGGACCAGCAGGUGUUCUCACUGCACCCGGAGAAAUGUUCUCAUCUGUCAUGAAAAUAAGCUAUUAUCCAUCUCUGUUUCUGGUUGCAGUUAGAUGUGACGAUUUCCUUUCAGGGUUUCUGAAGCAGCCCUCCUCUCUCCCUAGGAGAAUUAGGCAGCGCUUUGUGGUGCUGGAGGUAGGGUGGUUGUUGAAGGCAUAAGGAGGAGGCACAGGGGGCUGUGGUCCUUCACCCAAAUCCCCAGCUGGGAUGGAGCUGCAGAAAUGCCUCUUCCCCAGAUUUCCCAUUUGAUUUUGUACAGGAAGAUGCAUUUACAGAGCAUCGUGGUCAAUCUCUGCUCUAAGACAGAGCAAACAGGAUUGAAGUCUGGCACCUCUCCUCCCCAGGGCAGGACAUUCCUGGCUGUGCCCUGAGUGGGAGUGCAUUUUAGCCCCUGAACUUUUAAUUAGUCUCUGCAGAACUGAGCUUUUCUGGCUGGGAAGAUUUGGGGCACCCUGUGCAGGAUACAGCCAGCCAAGGAGAGCUCAGCAUCUGUGGUUUCUUACGGGAUGAGUGUGGGUCUGGCAUGAGUCUGUCAUCUGAGGAAAUGGAGCUGUGUUUUGGGUUGGGUUGGGUGAAGAUAUUUCUCAAAGCCUGUCUCCUGCACUGGGUGUUGCGGGAGGCAGAAAAGGAGAUGGGCUCAACCUGGAGGUUGUCAUGAGUUCCAAGAGUAGAAAAUCAGGUAUCUGGGACAAUAUCAGGAGUGCUUUUAUAGUUACGAAAUGAGGAAAUCCAGCUUAAUGAACCUUUUGGAGCAUCCCUUGUGGUCUGAAUCUGCCCUGCGUGAUUUGGUGUUUCAGCCUCAAAAGGAGAUGCAGAGAAGCUCUAUAGGUCCCUGCCCAGUGGAAGAACAAGUGUGCCCCAAGCCUGUUUCUUGUGGCUUUGAAAUACAAAGGACUCAAGUUUGUUCCCUGUCAUUGGUGCAAAUAGCAAUUGCAUUACAAGUUACAGACACCCUCUGGCAAAGGUUUAAUCCUGGAGCUCAGCAGUAGUCAUCAGAGCACUGGAAGGAUUUGGCCUUUGGACUAGAAAGUGGAGGUGAAGGCUCUUGGACAGGAGCCUGACCACAGCCUGCAAGGAGGACAGGGUGCAGAGAGGGCUUCUGCAGCCCUGGAAGUGCAUAAAGGUCAGGCUUUGAGUGCCUCUUCCCUUUCAAACUUUGUGGAAUACCUGUUUUCCCUUGGCACAGGAGUCAUUGAGUGGAGAAGACAUUGCAUGGUGCAGCUACCAAUGAGGCCUGUGCUAACCUCAUGAAGGUUGCAUGGGGACAGAACUUCAUGAGAAGUAUCCCAGGGAAUAUUGAAUAUCUUCUCCUCCCUGUUUCUGCUGUGUGCACUCACCAAGUCCCUUACUGGGAAGAGGUGAGGCUACAUGAAAAGAAACCUAGUGUUCCCAUUAGUAUCCCUUUAUUAUGAAACUGGUGGGAGCAGCCAGAUGAGUGCCUUCGAUCUCCUUGCAUUGUUUUCAGAUGCUGUGUGGAAGGUCACAGAGGAAAUUCCAUAUUAAACACACCAUCCUUCUUACCCUCCCCUCAAAAGAAAGUGUUUUAUAAUCGAAGUUCUAAUUUUCUUUUUAUUUAACUAUGAAUAAAUAGGUAAGACUAUAGAGUGCCCUUAUUUUUAUAAAUACUGUAGUUAGGGCAUAAGUGGCUGUGGCUAUUCAGCUAGGAGAAAGGUAAAGCUGUUGGAAGGACAUAGAGAUGAUGCUGAAGAGCAGGUCUGUGUGGGUAGCUGACUCUGUGUAUCCAUGGCACCAAGCCUUCCCCACCCAUCAGGGACAGGUUCAGCAGUGCUGCCUCAAGCUGUCUUAAGGCUUUUAGGUGCUUUUUCCAUCCAACUUUUUUACUCAAACCACUAUUUCUAACUCUAUGCUGUAGCCCUGCAGGACUUGAGGACCUCUAGGACCUCACAGACCAGAAGCGCUCUGUGCACAGACACCUUGGGAGCUGCUAGCUGGAGAGAUUUCUCCUGUUUACACCAUGGGCCACUGGCUAAAACAGGGUUUAGUUUGACUCAGCCAAGGAUAAGUCUCAAAGGGGGCUUCAGGGUUACGUUCAGCCUUUUCUACCCCAGCCUGCUGAGCAGCAAGUCAACAUGAUGCCCGUGUGAUUUUGAAGCUUGCACUGUCGUGUUUUGGGUUUUCUGGAUGCUUGUGUUUGCACAUGCCAUCCUGUGUUGGAAUAACGCUGGUGGGUUUGUUUUUAACCACUUUUCUAAUUCUUAAUUGUUAUGAGAACUGUAACAUGAAUUACCUUGAUUGA